Caenorhabditis elegans is the source of this 1401-nucleotide messenger RNA. RefSeq names its product Homeobox domain-containing protein (gene ceh-81). The record is from RefSeq and is marked reviewed. Lineage: Eukaryota; Metazoa; Nematoda; Chromadorea; Rhabditida; Rhabditidae. Bases 1 to 1401 code for a protein of 466 amino acids. Gene Ontology annotation, molecular function: DNA binding. Gene Ontology annotation, cellular component: nucleus. The transcript has 4 exons.
AUGUCCGAUCCACUAGAAGUUGAUUCAAAUACAACCCAAAAUGUGUCGGCUGCUCGGGAUGGAUCCGUUUUAGAAGUCCAAUUUAGCACCAAGUACAACAUUAUUGACGUGGGCGUGACGUCUGACUUCCCUCAGACCGCUGAGCAAGAAGCCCGGCAAGAAGAAGCUAGAGCCUUGGCGCGGCUUAUGUUUAGGCCUGCAACUGAGGUGGGGGAGUCGGAUAGAGCAGUAAAUAUUGUUAGAGCGAUGGAUGAAAAAGAACUCCGCCAGGAUGCCGCAACCCUGAAAAAGCAAAAAACUCGACAGUACAUGCGCGAAUACUAUCUCCGGCACCGUGGUCCACCUGGCCAGAGAAACAGUCGUUGGCCUCAGGAAGUCAACGAUCUCUUGGCAGAAGAGUACAAAAAGAACAAGACUCCUAUUAGCAUGGAUUUCGACAGACUCUCAAUAGAAACCGGCAAAACUCAGCGUCAAAUCAAGCAGUGGUUCUGGCGGCAUAAGGCAAAACAGAGCACGACCAAUUAUCAGCAGCGUGUCACUGCGGAGCCAUAUGCCGUCCGUAAAAGCGAAGAGCUUGAGAAGCCGGACGAGCUAGAAGAGAUCAAAGACCCUAGAGAGCCUGAAAAGCCCAAACCUGAAAGACUCAUGGGACCCGAGCCCAGUAAGGAUAUGAUAAAGCUUGAAGAACCUGUACUGUUCAGUGAGCUUGAGAGAAACAAAGAGCUUGAGAAGCCGGGAGAGCUCGAGGACCAGAAUGAGGAAGUGAAUGGUCCCGAGAAGCCAGUGGAGCUUGAGGAGGCGGAAAUCCUGGAGAAGCCCAACGAACCUAUGGAAUCAGAAACGCUAGAGAGGCACCAACAGCUGGAAAAGAACGAGGAGCCUAGAGAGUAUGAAGAGGACAAGAAGCUCAAAGAACCUGGAGAGCACGAAGAAACGGAAAAGCUUGAAAAGCCCAAUAAGCUUGAAAAUUCCAAAAAGUUCAUGGAGCUUGAAACGCAGGACGACAAUGAGAAGUUCGAGGAGACUAAAGAAAUCAAGACGCCCAUGGAGCCAGUGAAGCUUGAGGAGACGGAAAAACUGGAGAAGCCCAGUGAGCUCAAGGAGUUCAACGAGCUUGCGCAACUAAAUGAGCUCAAAGUGCUGUCACAACCCAAACGGUCUGAGAAGCCCGAAAAGCCCAAUGAGUAUGAAAGGUCCAAGAAUCUAGAUGAUGGUUCCAUUAAGCUUGAGGAGCAUGAGGAUUUGGAGGAAGACAAGGAGCUCAAGGAAUUUGUGAACCCAGGAAAGUUCAAUAGACCCAGUGAGCUUGAGCUUGAAAAACUCGGUAAGCCCGAAGAGCCUAAGGUUGAUUUGGAGGAAAAUGAGGAACAAUUGGAACUCGAAGAGCCUAAGAAGAAAUAA